UGAUAAUUGCACAUCCGAGAAACUGGGUACACUCAGCCAGAAGCUGCUUUUCAAAAUUGGCUCAGAUACCCGGACCAUCGUUGUUCCACAGCUUGUUGACGUGAUUACCCCUCCCGGAGAGACCCAACUCCGCACGGGAUUUUUGGCUUCAAUCUUCAAGGAUCCAGAGUCAAGAAAACAUGGCGUCUGAGGUACAAAACUCGAAUCCGACUAUACUUAACGUCGCCGAUCUCCCCACUCGACUGAGUUCGGCGGCAGCGAGCAAAGCAGGAACGGGCAGCACUGGGGCUCUUGCUUCAAUAUUCUCAACGUCCGCAUACUCAAUUGACUGGCCCACAGGCUUGAAUUUAUCGUCAGAUUCUAGUGACGAAGACGUGAUAGAAGAGCCGAUAGAUGAGCAAGAGAUAUAUGAUCUCAUAUCGUCAAUAUCGGAUCCAGAACAUCCGAUCUCACUGGGUGCAUUGGCCGUUGUGUCGCUUCCGGACAUUGCCAUAAAGCCAACCCUUCCAGAUGUUCUAGGUUCAGACCUUCGAACAAUAUCUGUCCUUAUAACACCGACAAUCACUCACUGCAGCCUUGCUACAGUGAUAGGCCUUGGCGUACGUGUUCGGCUUGAGCAGUCGCUCCCGCCACGGUUUCGUGUGGAUGUGCGGAUCAAAGAAGGCUCUCAUAGUACAGCUGAAGAGGUCAAUAAACAGCUAGCCGAUAAAGAAAGAGUGGCUGCUGCGUUGGAAAAUGGAACACUUAUGGGAGUUAUUGCAAAAAUGCUCGAAAGCUGCCGGUGAUUUUGCUAGAUCUUACAGUUGUUGACUUUUGUUUCAUCCAAGUUGCUCUCGACUUUGCACCAUGGAUGAUAACAAAGAAGUAAUCCUGCAUAUGAUCAUGAUCUUACAACGUUUCAUCAAGUACAACUUGUAACAAAUAGAUCAUAUAGUCACC
Aspergillus saccharolyticus JOP 1030-1 is the source of this 939-nucleotide messenger RNA. Its product is annotated as iron-sulfur cluster assembly protein CIA2. Gene Ontology annotation, biological process: iron-sulfur cluster assembly. The transcript is spliced from 2 exons. Bases 180 to 785 code for a protein of 201 amino acids. The record is from RefSeq and is a predicted model, not a curated record. Lineage: Eukaryota; Fungi; Ascomycota; Eurotiomycetes; Eurotiales; Aspergillaceae.